AUGCCGAUGGUCGCUGAACAGCCACGGCAACUGUCGAUUUCCUUCGAUGAGCAAACACUCUCCGACCGACUUCGCUACCGCGACUCACGCCCGCUCGACCACCGCUUUGCUAUUGAAGAGGAGGACGAGAGUACCGGCACCGCAAGCGAGCCCGCAGAACCUCUCACGCCCACCAGCCAUACCAGCGAAGGCUCACCCUUCUCGCAUCCCUUCCGUGACGAUGAUGGGUCUGUAGACGACGUGUUCGCGACCCCACGUCCUACCACGGAUGACAUGGAGAACAAGUCACCUUCCCAAGAAGUGCCCCAAAAUACCCAAAGCCCACCGAGCAUUCGGGCGCCUCAACAGGUCGAGCGACAGUCACCACCAGAGAGGCGUGGCCUCGGAAAACUGGGUUCUCUAAUCCGCGGCAAACUGCACAGAGGACAUUCAAGCAGAGAUGGAGGCAACCAGUCCGAGACUCCUAACUUUUCGACGCCCAACAGGUCUCCCAAAACAAAGGCAGAGACCAACACAUAUAUUGUCAAGACUGGCGUAGAUGGACCAGCUGAGAUAGCAACACCAGCAGUCGAUAUCCCCAAGCAAAGUAGGAGGUUGAGUUCCUUCUCACUCACACGACGCUCGGAUAAAUCUUCCCGUGCAAAUUCCCCGCCCUUAUCUGGCUCGCCCAUGAGCAGACCAUCGAUGGACAAGCGACCAGGACUUGGCGAAAAACCUGCAUCGUCAACCGGCCUGGCAAGCAUGAGCAGACCUCGACCUGGUGUCACCUGGGCGGGCAGUGGCAAUGCGAAUUCUACUACUAGGAAGUCGGGUUUCUCACGGCGACGAUCAGCAAGUACGGAACAAGUCCCACGUAUCGAUGAGAACGCAGAAAAGCCCACCGCUGGUAUGCUAAGUACUUUCUCCAAGCCGGCCGUCCAAGGUGUGGGCAUGAAGGCACGGCGGCUUAGCAUAAAUCUCCCAGAUGACUUCAUAAUAGACUGGUGCGAGCUGGAUAAGGAGUUCAAAAGUUCGAGUUUGAUGCCUGGAAAGAGGGGAAAAAUUCUAGGCAAAGGUGCAACGUCUGAAGUUCGGAUCAUGGCAAGAAGAGGUGGCAUAACCAGGGAAGAGGAUUUAGUAGCUGUAAAGGAGUUCAGAGAACGCGACAAGGACGAAACCGAGGAAGACUACGUCUUAAAGAUCAAGUCCGAAUAUAGCAUUGCGAAGAGUCUGCACCAUCCGAAUAUUGUCGAAACCGUACGGUUAUGCACGAAUCGCGGCCGCUGGAAUCACGUAAUGGAGUUUUGUACAUAUGGAGAGAUCUACUCUCUAGUAGAACGGAAGCUUUUCGCUGGUGGUGCGGAAGGGUUUUAUAGUCGGGACGAUCGGUUGUGCUUUUUCAAGCAGUUACUGCGGGGCGUCGACUACUUGCACAGCCACGGCAUAGCUCACCGAGACAUCAAGCUAGAGAAUCUGCUUCUCAGCAAGGAAGGCCAUCUUAAGAUCUCGGAUUUCGGCGUGGCAGAAGUUUUUAGCGGUGAGCAUCCUGGGCUUCGCGCGUCUGGUGGUGAAUGCGGCAAGAACAUGGGCGAAAUUCGAUUAUCUGCGCCUGGCAUCUGCGGCAGUCUGCCCUAUAUCGCUCCGGAAGUACUUGAGAAAGACCACAGCUACGACCCACGUCCAUUAGAUAUAUGGUCAACAGCCAUCGUCUAUCUCACCAUGACCUUUGGGGGAUGCCCAUGGCAGGCUGCGAAGCCUGAGUUCGAGUACUAUGCACGAUUCAAGAAGGGCUGGGAUUCAUGGCUGGAGCGUCACCCAGAUGGUGAUAUCUUCGAUGGUAUCGACGGCCACCCAAAGUGCGGCAAGCUUUUCAGCCUCAUCGAGCCCCCAUCUAUCAAACGACUGAUGUUGAAGAUGCUGCACCCAAAUCCCUCUAAACGCAUCACGAUUAAGGAAGUACUCAAAACUACCUGCAUUAAGAACAUUGGCUGCUGCUGUCCGGAAACAUACGAUGACCCCAAGAUCACGUUUGACGCUUCCAAGGCAUCGAGUGCUAGGACCGCUGCUCCGAAAAAGUACCUUCACCACCACAUUCCACCCAAGCCGGAGAACAAGGUUGGAAAGGCGUUCACUCAUCGGUUUGACAUGGGCGAACGAUAA
Messenger RNA from Alternaria arborescens, 2139 nucleotides. RefSeq lists its product as hypothetical. Lineage: Eukaryota; Fungi; Ascomycota; Dothideomycetes; Pleosporales; Pleosporaceae. The transcript has a single exon. Bases 1 to 2139 code for a protein of 712 amino acids. Gene Ontology annotation, biological process: intracellular signal transduction; intracellular monoatomic cation homeostasis; protein phosphorylation. The record is from RefSeq and is a predicted model, not a curated record. Gene Ontology annotation, molecular function: protein serine/threonine kinase activity; ATP binding.